AUGGGAAAAGACAGCAGAAGAGAGCGAGAGACCAGUCGAAAUGACUCUGGAAUUGACGAAGAAAAGCAGAAGAACAGGGCAGAGAAGGAAAGCGAAGACGAUUCUUGGGGGGAUGAUGCUGGUGCUGCUGAUUAUGAACUGGCAUCAUCCUCCACAAUUGUUUGGAUGCCCCCCCCAGCAUCGCCUGGUCCAGCCCAGGUCUUCUUGUUCUGCCCACUCAUGCAAUAA
Molecule: messenger RNA, 228 nt
Organism: Penicillium oxalicum
Lineage: Eukaryota; Fungi; Ascomycota; Eurotiomycetes; Eurotiales; Aspergillaceae
Exons: 1
Coding region: 1-228 (75 amino acids)
Source: RefSeq, a predicted model, not a curated record